AUGGAGAAAAGGGAGGAGAAGCAUUUUGUGUUGGUUCACGGAGCUUGCCAUGGGGCAUGGUGUUGGUACAAGGUGGCAACGCUGCUGAGAGCGGCAGGUCACCGAGUCACGGCUUUGGACAUGGCUGCUUCUGGGGUGCAUCCAAAGAGACUGGACCAGCUCCGGUUGGUGUCGGACCACUAUGAGCCGUUGAGGGAAUUGUUGGACUCCCUCCCAGUCCUGCCGGAGGAGAGGGUGAUUCUGGUGGGUCACAGCAAGGGCGGGGCCACUAUUUCUGUUGCCAUGGAGAGGUUCCCUCAGAAAAUUGCUGUUGCAGUUUUUGUUGCCGCUAUUAUGCCCGGUCCCAGCCUCACUGUUCAUACACUUAAUGAAGAGCUCUACCAAUUGUUAGAGCUGGAGCCAAAAGACAACCAGGAGGAACUGAGUUGGAAAAUGUAG
Malania oleifera is the source of this 438-nucleotide messenger RNA. Its product is annotated as methyl jasmonate esterase 1-like. Bases 1 to 438 code for a protein of 145 amino acids. The transcript is spliced from 2 exons. The record is from RefSeq and is a predicted model, not a curated record. Gene Ontology annotation, molecular function: methyl indole-3-acetate esterase activity; methyl jasmonate esterase activity; methyl salicylate esterase activity. Lineage: Eukaryota; Viridiplantae; Streptophyta; Magnoliopsida; Santalales; Ximeniaceae. Gene Ontology annotation, biological process: salicylic acid metabolic process; jasmonic acid metabolic process.